Triplophysa rosa is the source of this 4245-nucleotide messenger RNA. It is a transcript of the gene cdc42ep4b, whose product is annotated as CDC42 effector protein (Rho GTPase binding) 4b. The transcript is spliced from 2 exons. The record is from RefSeq and is a predicted model, not a curated record. Bases 462 to 1451 code for a protein of 329 amino acids. NCBI's taxonomy places the organism in Eukaryota, Metazoa, Chordata, Actinopteri, Cypriniformes, Nemacheilidae.
UGAAGCUUCAGUGUGCGAGUACGCGCUCGUAUGGAUCUCGCGAUGUUUGUAUUAAUAUCAGUGACAACUCGUGUUUGCGCCAUAAAGCUGCUGAAAGUGUGAAGGACAUUUCAAACAUUUGUGAAGCUGACGUGGUGGUCUGAUAAUAUAUUCUCAAGACUCUUUUGUUUGGAGUGGGAUUGAAUUGAACUUGGUCCAUUGUUGUUGCGUGAGAAACUCAACUUGGCAUUGGAGCUCCCGGGAUCCAAAGGUUGGAGACACAAAGUGUUUGCUGAUAUUUACGGCUGGACCCUGUUGCACAUCUUGGCUUAAAAUGGCGAUGAGUCCGACAUGCUGGAAAGUGUUUUCGUCCUGACUUCUUUCCUGGAUAUACACAGCUUGAGAAAAGGUUGACCUAUUGUUUGCGGACAAAAGACUUUGGUUAUUUUGUUUUCUGUGUCAGAGUUCGAAAAAUCUUCAUCAUGCCUAUUCUGAAACAGCUCGUGUCCACGUCCUCCCAGUCGAAGCGACGGUCUCGCGCCGACCUCACUGCUGAGAUGAUCAGCGCACCUCUGGGAGAUUUCCGUCACACUAUGCAUGUGGGUCGAGGGGGUGAUGCGUUUGGCGACACCACCUUUCUUAGCACCCGCACCGGAGAGCCACCCCGGGAACCUGAGGUUCAGGAGAACUCGCCCAAACAGAGCCUACUGUCCAGAACGUUUAGGAGCAGCAAGCGCUCGCAAUCCGUCAAUCGCGACAAACCUGACAAAUCCAAACUUGCGCCUCCCGGUGGCUCGCCAAGCUAUGUAAAAAACGCCAUUUCGUUGCCUUAUCUAAAUGAUGACCAUGUUGAUCGAAGUGCUGGAUUCAACUUUCCCAAGAGCGUGUCCUCCAGUCCCUUAAAGCAACUUCCAGAAGACAAUAUAAAGCCACUUAACGGUGCUACAGCGUCCCUUGCUUCAGACCUCGAGCUGGACGAAAAGAGCUUCGGUGAGCUGACCGACCUGCGUCCGUCGGUUCCCUACACCGGAGGCAUGAAGCACGCAGAGUCCAUAAUGUCUUUCCACAUCGAUCUGGGUCCAUCCAUGCUGGGAGACAUUCUGAGCGUCAUGGAGAAAAAGGGUUGGAACGACGACGACCUCGGCUUUGAAGAGGGAAAAAGUAGCGAGGGGCGCAGCUCACCUCCCCAGAGCCCUCCCAACGAAGUGGAGGAAGAGGAACCACUUCCUCCGAGUCGUCCUCCUCGUCUAAUACCCGGCACCAACCCCUACACUCCCGAGAUCCUUACCAGGAACCAUCAACAUCUAGACAGCUGUUCCGUGUCCAGUUCGGGGUCUACCGUGAUGGAGGACAAACCUCACAAUCAUCUUUAUGAGGAUAACAUGGUGAAGUACAGCUCGCCUAGAGAUCAAGACGACAGGGACUUCUCGUACAUGGACGACGAUGAGGAGGACGAGGAGAUUAGGGUGUAAAGUAAACCACGCGGUGCCAGACGGUCUGUGCAGAGAUCAAAAAACAAGCGGAUGCGGACUUUUUCAAUUGGUGGAUGUACAAGCUAGCACAAGGACUGUUUUUAUUACGGAGAUGAAAGGGAAGACGCGCAUUUUAGCCCUAGCUAGCCUAAAACUCUCUCUGUUCAUUUUUUUCAACUGCACGUUCUAUUUCAGGUACACAAACUCUUUGUUACUAGUGACUUUCACCAGAGCGGCCACAGCUGUGAGAAGAAUGUGCUUGCGUGUUUGUUUGUGUGUGAGCCGUGGGAUAGGAAUUCCAUUUAAAAUGGCCAUUUUUGUCCCGCGAGUAUCAUUAAUGAAUUCCAGUGUUGACCACUGAGAGUGCUGAUACGAGCGGUAUGUGUGGAACCAAACCUUGUAUUCUCAAAUGAUCAUCAGACGCCUUUGCUUUUUGCCCGUGGAAGAUGCUUCUUAACUAACACCAACAGUCUUAAGUCUUUUUACAGUUGUUGUUUCAUCACUACAGGGUUUAUAGCUCACCCAAAAAUUACAUUUCCAUCUUUACACCCACCGCAUUGUUCUAAACGUGUAUUUUUGUAGUGGAACACAAGGACAGAAAAUAUGUUAGCCACUAAUUCUGUCGAACAUCUCCUUUGUAAAGUCAUGCAGAUUUGGAAAUUUCGAGAAUUAAUUUUUUGGGUGAACUAUCCCUUUAAAUUAGUAAAGUUCAUUAAACAUUUGUCAUUUACACAACCUUGUAUUGAUGUGAAUGAUUUGAAUACCAUCAAUUUGAAGGACCUCUCUGUCACGUGUUACCUUCAUUCCCUUUUAUUGUUUAUGUUGUAGGUCUGGAUUUUGUCAUGUGCUUUGUGUCAGAGGAUUUCCUGUGAGGUCACAUGAAAUGCAUGGUCAUGGAGAUGUGUAGAGGGUCAGAUUAAGGUGAUGUUUAAAACUAAAAGGAACAGUGAUGUCGGAUUAUUAUUAUGCAGCAGAAACAAUGAGCGGAUUAAGACUUGUUGGAUUGAAUGGUUUCGUGGCAGUGUUGUGUUUGAGAGCGAGUGAAACAGAUUGUCAAGAGGUUUGUGUAGAAGUGUUAUUUGAGUAUUGUUAUGUAGGCUCAGAGAUAUAAAAGUAUUGCUCUUCUCUUUAGAAUCUAACAUAGUGGGAUUAUCUUCAAACAGUUCUCAUCUGCAGAAGUGGUUUUCGAGGGGUUUCAUCUCUGGAAAAACUCUUGAAGGUCUUUGUAAAUUGGCAGAAUUUGGUUUUGAAAAGAGAUCAACACCCUGUGGUGAGGAACCAAUAGCCACUUGAAGAGUUAGUGACAACCAAGAUUUAUUUUUAAGUAAAGAUGAUAAUAAUUCAUCCAUUUACUCAUCAAUUCUACAAUGGAUUUGUACUGCUCUUUAAAGCUGCAGUAUGUCAUUUCGGCUCCACCCGGUGGGACCAAAUGCAAUUGCAAUCUGAUUUCUAAUACCUUCCAGGUACCGGAUCUGCAGUGAGGGGAGGGGCUACCUGUUCAACCAAACAAUAGCAGGGUGAAUGUCGGAAACGUGAAUUAUUUGAAGUAUGAUGUUUGGUUGUGUUAAUGGUGCAGAAAUGACACCAUUCACCCGUAGUUAAAGUCUUUAAUAAACCUUCUCAAACUACCAAAGUAAACUAGAUUAGUAUGCUUUCAUGUCAGCGGACAUGUGCACUUGGGAAAUGGAUUUUCAAUCACAGACUCAGUUUUGGGAAGCAAUCCACUUAUACUGUAUAUGUACAUCAUGUUCAGUUAUUCAUUUACUGUAUAUUUUCAUCUUUUAGUCACGAUUAUUGUUCAGUCAAAUGUGUCGGUCCUGUAAUCUGGCAUUACAAGCACACUAGGAGCUUCAGCUCAAAUUAGAGACGACCAUUGUCUAAAAUGAGUUCUAUUCCUACCUAGUGAGUUUUGUAUGGUACUGUUACACAUCUUAGACUUUAACUUUCAUUGCACAUUUGCAUUGGACUCUCUGUGGCCUUAUAUGGUAACGUGGUGGUCUCAGAAGAAAGACUGCAAGCACUACAGCUUACUAUAACCCAUCUGUUUCAGUGUUUUUACUGGUUUGGGAAAUCAGCAUGUUUGUACAAAGGGAACGGUUACGGUACAGUUGAGAAAUAUCGACUUGAGUUUCUUAGUGUUUUUGAAUGGUUGGAUAUAGUAGUUUGAAAGAGGACGUGUGGCCUACAAGGAACGUGUGUUGCCUUAUAUCCAGUUGAAAUUCUGCAUCGUGCCAUUUUGUCUGAGAGUAGACCAGUUUGCACAGAAUACAGAAAUGUGCCAAUUCUUUUCUUUGUUGCCCUUUUAAUUUUGUUACUUUUAUGGGUUAAGGAAGUGGUCUCGGAGAUAUCAUGCUGCACGCGAGGCUGUUGAAGAUGGCCAGAAGCCCGGAUUUGUGUUUGUGGAGAUUGAAAAGAGCUGGAGAGCUUGACUGUAACAGGGUUUGUUAGAGAGGACAGUAGCUCCCUCUACAGGUUCUUUUUUCGGAGUAGUCUUUAUUCAAGUCAUAGAAUGCGUUACUAAAGUCUAUGCAUUUACAGGGAUACAAUUGUACCAUCCUUAUUGAGUUUUGUACAGGUUUUCUUUAUUCUAAAAACCACAGUAGUAUAAUAAUUUAUCAAAUCUGUAAUAGUAGAAGUCCUACAGAAAAGGCUAAAAACACUAAAGCUUCAGUAUAAAACAAUCUCUUUAAUGACAUUUUUGUCUGUAUUAUUUUGUUCUGAUAUAAUAUACAUAAUGCUCUGUGUCACCUUUCCCUGCUAAGUAACAGUUAUAUUUUUCAAUAAAACUGACAAA